Molecule: messenger RNA, 557 nt
Organism: Arvicanthis niloticus (Nile rat)
Lineage: Eukaryota; Metazoa; Chordata; Mammalia; Rodentia; Muridae
Source: RefSeq, a predicted model, not a curated record
CUAUGCGUGAGUGCAUCUCCAUCCAUGUUGGCCAGGCUGGUGUCCAGAUCCGCAAUGCCUGCUGGGAGCUCUACUGCCUGAAACAUGGCAUCCAGCCUGACGGCCAGAUGCCAAGUGACAAGACCAUUGGGGGAGGAGAUGACUCCUUCAACACCUUCUUCAGUGAGACAGGGGCUGGCAAGCAUGUGCCCCGGGCAGUGUUUGUAGACCUGGAACCCACAGUUAUUGAUGAAGUUCGCACUGGCACCUACCGCCAGCUCUUUCGCCCUGAGCAGCUCAUCCCAGGCAAGGAGGAUGCUGCCAAUAACUACGCCCGUGGCCACUACACCACUGGCAAGGAGAUCAUUGAUCUUGUCUUGGACAGGAUUCGAAAACUGGCUAACCAGUGCACGGGUCUCCAGGGCUUCUUGGUUUUCCACAGCUUUGGUGGGGGAACUGGCUCUGGGUUCACCUCCCUGCUGAUGGAGCGGUUCUCUGUUGAUUACGGAAAGAAGUCCAAGCUGGAGUUCUCCAUCUACCCAGCCCCCCAGGUUUCCACUUCUGUGGUUGAGCUCUAA